GAAGCUCUUUCCAUGGCCACCAGCCCACCAUGCAAUGACUAUGGUUAACCCUCUUUCCAGCCUCUUUCCAGUUGAUCCUCGGGUCUGAAUUCAAGUCGCGAAUCGGUUGAUGAGAUCCGAAUCAGGUCUCUCUGCUGGCAUCACCUCGGCAAGAAGUUCCGCCUCAGAGGUUAACGAGAUAGAUUCUGGUGAAGUCCUAUCGCCGGUCAAUGUUCUUCUUUCGCCGGGGAACACCAUUAAAUCUUCCAACCAAGCUUCGUACCCUUCCUUGUUGCUGACUUGCUGCUUCAAUCUUUGCCUGGUCCAUCCCGUGCACGCCAUUGUUCGACAGACCUUGCGCGGACAGCUUGAUCACUCCCUGACCACCGCAAUGUUCCUCUUACCUUCACAACCUCCUUCAUUCCUUGGAUCUUAAAUGAAUGAAUUUCAUGCUGUACUCUCCAUUCAAUGGCGCCGUUCUCAUUAACGUCUCAUCGCAGAGCGUAAGGGAAAUGAUUCGGUACAUAUACAGAAACCGCUCAGACGUGAACCGGAAGCAAACUGCCGAACCAGACGGGAAUCGGACGGCCGAAUCUGAACUGGAACCGGCCAGUUCAAACUAAACGACGCCGUUUCGCGAGACUUAAAAAAAAAAAAAGAAAAAAAAAAACCUCGCUCAGCUUCGUCCUCCCCAUAGCCCCUUCCUGAUUCAGCAAACAAAGCCUCUCAAAGCAAAAUAAGCAUCUCAAAGGCUCAAACGGCCACCCGUCGUCUUCGUCUAGCAGCUUCGUCGUCGUAGCCGUCGCCUUCGUCGCGCCACCAUCUCAAAGUGUCUGAUUCCUCUCGUGCGGAACAGAUCCACAGUGUGUGAGAAUCUGACACCGGAGAACAACUGCACGCCAAGAAACUUCCAUCCAGAACCUUCGAGAUUUCAUUGUUCAUGGACUCGCUGCCUGCACCCUCUCACCUCUCUCCCUCCGCACUCUCCUUCCUCGACGGCAAGUUCCACACCAAAGAUGCCCUCUCGGAAGCUUCGACACUCGUUGCCGAGCUACAGACUCAGUGCUCCGAGUUGGAUCGGUCUCUGAACGAGUCCACUCGCCGACUAGGAGAGGGUCUCUCAGCUUACACUUCGUUCUCGGGCGACGUCAACAACCGCCUCAGUGCCCUUGCCUCCACUUGCUCUUCCAACGCCGUGCCAGAUGGAGGAAGAGGCGAAGAGGGUGAUGGCAAGGGUUUCAGAGAGGAACUUGCGGCUUUGGCGAAGGAAGUUGCCAGGUUGGAGAAUGUUCGUGUUUAUGCAGAAACAGCGCUGAAACUUAAUACUUUGAUUGGUGAUAUUGAAGAUGCUGUAUCAAAUACCAUGAACAAACACCUGAGGAAGCCUUCUAGUCAGAAUUCAGAAGAACUGCGUCUGGUUGCUAUAAACAUGCUAAAAACAACAGAAGGACUAUUGACCUCAAUUACAAAGACACAGCCUCAGUGGAAGCGUCUUUUAUCAGCAGCUGAUCAUAGAGUAGAUCGAGCUCUAGCUAUCUUAAGACCCCAGGCAAUUGCUGAUCAUCAAGCACUUCUUGCUUCCCUUGGAUGGCCCCCACCUCUUUCUUCUUUGGCUUCUGCAAAUCAAGGACUGAAUCCUCUACUGCGUAUGCAAGCAGAUGUUAGACUCAAGUACUCUGGAAAUUUUCUUGCUUUAUGCAACCUACAAGAGUUGCAAAGGCAAAGAAAAUGUAGACAGCUUGAGGGCCAUGAUAGGGAGGUUGCUCUGCGACAACCACUUUGGGUAAUUGAAGAGCUUGCGAAUCCCUUGUCAUUGGCUUCCCAGCGACAUUUCUCAAAAUGGAUUGAUAAACCAGAAUUUAUAUUUACGCUUGUAUAUAAGAUCACAAGCGAUUAUGUUGAUUCAAUGGAUGAAAUGUUGCAGCCUUUGAUUGAUGAAGCAAAAGUAGUUGGCUAUAGUUGCAGAGAAGAAUGGAUUUCAGCAAUGGUUACUUCCUUUGAUUGA
Molecule: messenger RNA, 1984 nt
Organism: Arachis ipaensis
Lineage: Eukaryota; Viridiplantae; Streptophyta; Magnoliopsida; Fabales; Fabaceae
Product: RINT1-like protein MAG2
Biological process (GO): endoplasmic reticulum to Golgi vesicle-mediated transport; regulation of ER to Golgi vesicle-mediated transport; retrograde vesicle-mediated transport, Golgi to endoplasmic reticulum
Cellular component (GO): Dsl1/NZR complex
Source: RefSeq, a predicted model, not a curated record